AGGUUCCUUACUGAGCACGAAAGCUUCUCUCCCGUGAGUUCCUCUCGGGAUUCUCCUACCAACCCUUUUUCUUCUCGGCGACUAGCAGUUUCUGUGUUCCGAUCCAUUGAAUUUGCUUCAAAGGAAGACUAAUUAAUGAGCACGAUUUUAGUGCAGACUGAAGAGAGGUGAUGGUAAAUUGGUAAAUGAGUACAGUUGAGCAGUAGAAAUCUCUGCUAUAUGAUAUAAAAAAACAUAUCUUGUCAAUCUAAAUCAUGAUUUGUGGUGCCAAAUUUGUCCCUCAUCAUCAUGGAGCUUCGCAUUUCCACUUCCUCUUUAUUGUCUCCUCACUGGCCAGCGAUGUGAUGCCUACUGUUCUUUUGUCUUUUCCUUUUUCGUUCCCUUCUCUAUCGCUGGUUCUUAUGCUGAGUCCGUAUAAAUUUAACAAGUGCAAAUUAAAGGCAUCGGCGCUGGAGAAGUAGAGAGGAAGCGGCUAGAGUAACGCAGUUGCAGAUUCAAUUGUACUGAGUCAGUGUAAGUUUUUGAUGAAAGAAGCAGCAGGUAGGAGGCGGCAGAGCGCGGCGGCGUCGCCGUGCGCGGCGUGCAAGCUCCUCCGGCGGCGGUGCGUGCAGGGCUGCGUGUUCGCGCCGCACUUCCCAGCGGAGGAGCCGCGCAAAUUCGCCUGCGUGCACAAGGUGUUCGGCGCCAGCAACGUCAGCAAGCUCUUGCAGGAGAUGGCGGAGCAGCACCGAGGAGACGCCGUGAGGAGCUUGGUGUUCGAGGCGGACGCCCGGGUGCGCGACCCCGUCUACGGCUGCGUCGCACUCAUCUCCUCCCUCCACCGCCAAAUCCAAUCCCUCCAGGCUCAGCUCGCCCUGUCCCAGGCCCACAUCCUACACCUCCGCAUGCGUCGCACCGCCGCCGCUCACCUCGCCUCAGGCGACCACAUCACUUCCGCCUCCGCCUCCUCUCUGUCAUUGGAAGUCGAUCAGACGGCUAGAUUUUACUAGCUUCGCUUCUAUAUCAAUUAACAUGUAGCUACUGAACUUCAUGAUGAUCUAUGUAGAUAUGCUUGAACUGGAAUGUAACGCAGAGCAUCAAAAUUUAUGUA
Molecule: messenger RNA, 1090 nt
Organism: Zingiber officinale
Lineage: Eukaryota; Viridiplantae; Streptophyta; Magnoliopsida; Zingiberales; Zingiberaceae
Product: LOB domain-containing protein 4-like
Exons: 1
Coding region: 525-989 (154 amino acids)
Source: RefSeq, a predicted model, not a curated record